UCACGUGAUCCCUUCACCUGUGUCUAACCUGUUUAUCUCUGAGUCGUCGCUUCUGGUUAAAGUCAACAGUACUGUUUGCUCUUAAAGUUUGCGGUUUAAUAAGCGUCAGGAGGUAAACGCCUUCGCCCGUGGGGGUUUGCGUGAGCGUGCGGGGCAGCAGUGGACGGUUUGGACUGAAUUUCUGCUCUCGCGACUGCGUGGACUUCGACCUCCGCGAGGCACCUGUCUGCAACGAGGAAGUGUCGGCCCGGAGAUGAAGACGGGCCGUCUGUAAAUGGCCUCAAACGCGGAUUUAUCGUACAUGUCGAGCCUUUAGGUUGUGGCGAGCCCCGGCCGUUCAGUGGACAGUGUAUUUUAAAGGAGAUAAAGCUGCUUCCACCGGACAAGAUGAAUAGUUCACUUGCAGACAUAAAUAAUUCUGCCGUCCACCUGGCUGCAUCUGUUGGGCCAGACAAGUCUGACAUCUCCUCCAACAUCACCAUCAUUCAAACCAGCAAUGGCUCUGUGGUGACAGAUCAGUUCUUUUUAACCACAGUGUCUGCCCGGGCCCUCUCAGGCAUAUUUGUCUGGUCUGCCCUGCUUUUAACAUGCCACCAGAUCUACACACACCUUCGAUCCUACACCGUACCCAAUGAGCAGCGCUACAUCAUCCGGAUACUGUUCAUUGUGCCAGUGUACGCCUUCGACUCCUGGCUCAGCCUCCUGUUCAUCACCAACAACCAGUACUAUGUGUACUUCGACUCGGUUCGAGACUGUUAUGAAGCAUUCGUCAUUUACAACUUCCUGAGUUUGUCCUUUGAGUAUCUUGGAGGAGAGAGCGCCAUCAUGGCCGAGAUCCGAGGGAAGCCCAUACAGUCUAGCUGUCUGUACGGUACGUGCUGCCUCGUCGGAAUGAGCUACUCCAUCGGCUUUUUAAGAUUCUGCAAACAGGCGACUCUGCAGUUCUGCGUUGUCAAGCCCAUCAUGGCCGCCAUCACCAUCAUCCUGCAGGCCUUUGGCAAAUAUCACGACGGAGACUUCAACGUGAAUGGCGGAUACCUCUACAUCACCAUCAUCUACAACUUCUCCGUCAGCCUGUCCCUCUACGCUCUCUUCCUCUUUUUCUUCGCCACCAGUGAUCUUCUCCGGCCGUACGAGCCGGUGCUCAAGUUUCUCACCAUUAAAUCUGUCAUCUUCUUAUCUUUCUGGCAAGGAAUGGUCCUGGCCAUCCUGGAGCGCUGCGGCGUCAUCCCCAACGCGCUCUUCAUCGACGGGCACGAGGUGGGCGCCGGCACCGUGGCGGCCGGCUGGCAGAACUUCAUUACCUGCAUCGAAAUGUUCUUCGCCGCCGUCGCCCUGCGGUACGCCUUCACCUGCACCGUCUACCAGGAGAAAAAGAGCGACGUGCCAGCAGAAAACAUCCCUCCGAUGCAGAGCAUCUCCAGCGGGCUGAAAGAAACCAUCAACCCGGGAGACAUGGUGCAGGAUGCCAUCCACAACUUCUCCCCCGCCUAUCAGCAGUACACCCAGCAGUCCACGCAGGAAGUGACUCAGCCCAGCGCCAACGGGAAGGCGGCCGCAGGCAGCAAGAGCUCCCGCAAGCCCGACAAAGUCAUGCUGAUCACUUCCGACGACGAGUUCUAGCUGCGUUCCCAGCAGGACGCGGGUGUUUGCGGCCUUGCCACGCCUCUCCGAUCCCCUGGGCGCUGCAGCUGUCCUCCACAGAGCCGGACUGAUCCCAGGUGUUUAAUUUUCACUGUCCCAGUAUUCAAGAUGGACGGCUCACUUCUGUUCUCUUCUAAUGAUCCCGAAAGCGCCGGGAGGGAGGUAAAUGAGAUUUUUAAAGCUAAUUGCUCGAUCGCCAGCGAAGUGAUUUAUCUCCGUCUUAGCAGUAAUGAAAGCAUGAAAAUGGCGUGCGGGAGACGCCCGCCUGAUGCCCGACUCCGUCCCCGCCACCGUGUCACCGCUCCCUCCGAUUCCCGUCACUUUCAAAAGAGGAUGUGAUUAAUACGCGACUCCAGGUGGGGAAGCAGGGGGAAACGGCGCCGCCUGAGAAGAGGGCGCCCCACGGACGGUUUUCUCUUGUGCUCGUUUGAAGUAUUUGCUGAGCAUUCCCCGACAAACGGAAGGAUUCGUUCAAAGGCACAUUAGUUUUGGAGCAGGCGCUUCAAAACCGCAGACCGCGCGGCACAGUCCUUUUGUACGCAACCAGAACGGGAACAAAAAUCGGACAAAACGCCGUCUGACAAAGCACAAGUGAACACAUCCUCAUUAAUUCCCUCAAUAUGCGAACGAGUCUAACAAGCAGCUGUUAAACACGCCAACCUUUUGCUUCCCGCAGCCUCUGUCUGCACUUAUCUGAGCGCUUCUGGCUUUUUGUGAUUGACACGUUUAUAUAACUUACAGAAAUUCCCCCAAUUUUUUUUUUUUUUAUCGAGUUUUUACAUAUUUAUGUAUUCAAUCAUCACUUUUCUCUCCUAUACGUCCCUGUUAUACAUUUGUGGUGUCUGGACUUGCAGUACUAAUACAAAAGCAUUCUGGCAGGACAGUUACUGAAAUUAAUAUGUAAUCCAAAGG
Molecule: messenger RNA, 2556 nt
Organism: Salarias fasciatus (jewelled blenny)
Lineage: Eukaryota; Metazoa; Chordata; Actinopteri; Blenniiformes; Blenniidae
Gene: tmem184a
Product: transmembrane protein 184a
Exons: 9
Coding region: 388-1623 (411 amino acids)
Source: RefSeq, a predicted model, not a curated record